UUUUUCCAGUAACAAAUUAUGAUCACAAAGCUGGAGUUUUAUAAAAUUUUGUCAAUUUCAGGUGUCUUGAGCUGCCAUACACUCACUGAUCUUUCGAACUGUCUCGAAAUCUUUAUAAUACUAAAGAUCAAUGGGUUGUUGUUGUUGUCUACCGAGUAUACCUGAAAACUCUAGAACUAUAGAUGAGCAUGUUCCCUUAUCUCUUGCGCCGCCUUCCUCUCUCUCUAAUACAUACACUUCACCGCUUUCGCCGCCUAUUCCUCUAGCCUUCUCGAAUAGAAAUCUUCAAACUACUCCACAGAAAUUACCAAUAGUUCAGAGCAAUUCGAGCGGAGGAGGUGCCCCUGGAAUCACACAGGUUGCUCCAGAGAAGCAAACAUGGCCUGUUGAUGACCAUAAAACUGAUCUUGAUCUAAAGAAAAAGGAUCGAGAAACAAUCGAUGAAUGUCCAAUUUGCUUAGAAGAAUAUGAUAUUGAAAACCCGAAGUUGCUCACUAAAUGUGGCCAUGAUUUCCAUCUCGCAUGCAUUCUUGAUUGGAUGGAAAGAAGCGAGGCGUGUCCUGUUUGCGACAAGGAAUUGGUACUCCCUGAAUCAUAAUCAGAGAGAACAAACACAAGAAGUGCGAAAAAUGGUACAAAAUAUUUGAUUAAACUUGCAUCAUUAGGAGUUAGCUAGCCUGGUGGUAUAAUGAACAUUCAUUGUUACGUUUGCAACAUUAUUCUCAAGCUUUGUGUUCUUUCUAUUGCUUUUUUUUCUUCUUAAUGUAGAAAUUAUAUUUUGAUUGUUUGAUAUUCUUUGAAGAACUCUAUAUUCACGAGUUGUUUCCUCAACCUGAAUUACUUCAAGGAAAAAGUUAAAAGUGCA
This is a messenger RNA of Camelina sativa (false flax), 865 nucleotides long. Lineage: Eukaryota; Viridiplantae; Streptophyta; Magnoliopsida; Brassicales; Brassicaceae. The record is from RefSeq and is a predicted model, not a curated record.